AAGUCGGAAGCAAGCGAGCAACGAAACCGGAAGUUUACAGUUCAACACAGCGUUGUGAAGUAAUCCUUUCGAUAUUUUUCGGGCCUUUCUUCUAGCGUUGUAUUACAAAGAAACGCAACAAUGUCCGAAAGGAAAGUCUUAAAUAAAUACUACCCUCCAGAUUUCGAUCCUGCUAAAAUCCCCAAGCUUAAACUCCCCAAAGAUCGUCAAUAUGUGGUCAGAUUGAUGGCUCCAUUCAAUAUGAGGUGUAAAACAUGCGGUGAGUACAUCUACAAGGGGAAGAAAUUCAAUGCGCGCAAAGAGACCGUUCAGAACGAGCACUACAUGGGACUGCCGAUCUUCCGGUUCUACAUCAAAUGCACUCGUUGCCUUGCUGAGAUCACAUUUAAGACUGACCCGGAGAACACGGACUACGCCAUGGAGCAUGGUGCAACGCGUAACUUCCAGGCUGAGAAACUCAUUGAGGAAGAGGAGAAGAGAAUCCAGCAGGAGAGGGAAGAUGAGGAAUUGAACAACCCCAUGAAGGUGUUGGAGAAUCGCACAAAGGAUUCCAAGAUGGAGAUGGAAGUUCUGGAGAACCUCCAGGAACUGAAGGAGCUCAACCAGAGGCAGGCCCUAGUAGACUUUGAGGGAAUGAUCGACCAAUACAGAGCGCUGGAAAAGAGAGAGAGGGAACGAGAAAAAGAAGAGGAUGAGCGCGAAACGAAAGAGAUGUUGGAGCGUGCACUUGUGAAAAGACUGCGAGACUCUGACUCUGAUUCAGACAGAGAAGAGGAGAGCAGCAGCAGCAGCGGCGGCAGCAGCAGCCAGUCGAAGUCCAGUGCAGACAAACCAACAGAUAUCCUCACCACUGACAAAGCAGCUGCUUUACAGGGAGCUGCAUCUGGGGGAGUUAAGCGGGCCAAGGUGGAGAGCUGGGAGAAGAGCGUUGGAACCCUGGGAGCUCGGGGGGCACUAAGCUCCCUGGUGGUGCGAAAGAAGCCAACAGUGACGGAUAAAAGACCCGGCACAGAGGAAGCAACUGCUUCUCCUGCAUCGCAAACAGAUUCAAAGACAUCAAAAGGAGACUCAACAGAUGCUUCCAAAUCCAGCGUUUCACAAAACGGCUCGUCAUCUCUGAGCCUACUGGGGGCGUAUUCAGACAGUGACAGCAAUGACAGCGAGUGACAAAGAGGUGCAGAGAGAAAAAAAACAUGUUGAGGUUGAAAUUCUGCUUGGAAACUGAAUCAUAUGUGGGUUCUGGAUAUUGGUUAAUGUUUGCUGGUCGGCAACUACCUGGAAAAGUUAGAUUGUCAUACGCCCUCAACCUCCAAAAUACACGUUUAUGAAUUUUUUUUGAUUUAAAACAAAAUUGUGUAGUAAUUGUGUGAUGUUAAACAGUUUAUCAAGUAUUCUAUUAAAAUAUUUCAUUAAAACUUGAAAAAAACGGUUUAAACUAA
Fundulus heteroclitus (mummichog) is the source of this 1439-nucleotide messenger RNA. RefSeq names its product YJU2 splicing factor homolog (gene yju2). Bases 121 to 1167 code for a protein of 348 amino acids. The transcript is spliced from 8 exons. Lineage: Eukaryota; Metazoa; Chordata; Actinopteri; Cyprinodontiformes; Fundulidae. The record is from RefSeq and is a predicted model, not a curated record. Gene Ontology annotation, cellular component: U2-type catalytic step 1 spliceosome. Gene Ontology annotation, biological process: mRNA splicing, via spliceosome.